Messenger RNA from Vigna angularis (adzuki bean), 450 nucleotides. RefSeq lists its product as uncharacterized. Lineage: Eukaryota; Viridiplantae; Streptophyta; Magnoliopsida; Fabales; Fabaceae. The record is from RefSeq and is a predicted model, not a curated record. Bases 1 to 450 code for a protein of 149 amino acids. The transcript is spliced from 2 exons.
AUGGUGACUCGAAAAGGAAGGCAUAAUUGGAUGGAAGAGAGAAGAGGAUCUCUAAUGAUUGUGGCCACAGUUCUUGCAACAAUGAGUUUCCAAAUUGCCAUAAACCCUCCAGGGGGUGUCUGGCAAUCUACCUCACAUGAAGAAGAAGGUUGUAAACAUAAUACAACAUGUCACGCAGCUUCUCUCAGCACAAUCAUAUUACUCAUCUGUGUAGCUUCCCUUCGAAACAAGCUUAUCAUGUGGUUCCUCACCAUUCUCAUGUUCAUCUCACUAGUUUGCACAGCAGGAGCCUACGCGAUUUGCAUUUGGAUGAUUCUGUAUCCUCUCGGUGAAGCAGUUCAACUUGCCACCUCAAUUUAUGCAAGGUUUUGGGGAGGGUUUACUGUUUUGCUGUGUGUGGGGUUCUUCUGUCGCCUUGCGUUUUUGUUUCUGAAGAAGUGUUUCCGCUAG